AUGAAUAAUAAUAAUAUUAAAAAUAAUAAAAAUAUCAAUUAUAGUAUACCAAUAGUUGAUUUUUCAAAUUUAGGAACUAAUCAGGGUAAAAUUAAAAUAUCAAAAGAAAUAAAUGAUGCUUGUAGAGCAAGUGGGUUUUUUUAUAUAGUAAAUCAUGGUAUUGAACAAUCAGUAUUGGAUGAAUUGUUGGAAUAUACACAGAAAUUCUUUUCAUUGCCGUAUGAUGUCAAAAUGAAAUGGAGAGUGGGAGGAGUUUCUAGAGGAUUGUAUGGAUACUUUGGAAUUGGUAAACAAGUUAUUGUUGGAAAAGAUUAUAAAGAAGGUUAUUAUUUGGAUAUUGAAAAAGAAUGCGAUGGCCAUUCAUUAUACCCGACAAAAGAUGAGGAGGAAAUGUAUGGUUUGGUAGGUUUUAAAAAUUUUAUUGAAAAAUACAUAGCAAUAGUUUUAAAAUUAUCAGAUACAGUAUUUGAAUUAAUUGCACAGAGUUUAAAUUUACCUAUUGAUUAUUUUAAAAAUAAGUAUACUUUUGACCCAGCUACAUUUCUAUCACUACUUAAAUAUCCAUCAAAUGCUAAAAUAGAAGGCGAUGACCAAUUAGAAGAUGAAAAGAAGUUUGGUAUCGGUAGACACACUGAUUGGCCUCUAUUAACUUUUUUAACACAAAGUCAAAUUGAAGGUUUGCAGGUAUUAGUAGGAGAUACAUUUAUUGACGCACCCCCAAUCAAAGGUUCAUUUGUAUGUAAUGUUGGUGACUUAUUCGAAAUCAUUACAAGAGGUUACUUUGUAUCAAGUUUUCAUAGAGCAAUUUAUAAUAAAUCCACAAAUGACCGUUAUUCUUUUCCACUAUUUGUUGGAUCAGAAUUAGAUGUUCCGCUUGAGGUAAUUGAUGGUUUCAAUAUGUUUCCGUUAAAAAAGAAUCCAAAUAGACCUCAUGAUCAAUGUGACCAAUUUUAUAGUUUUAGGGGUUCUUAUAGACAAUAUUAUGAAUAUAGAUUAAAAAAUACUUUUAAUGAUUAUUUAAAUAAAGAUUAG
Dictyostelium purpureum is the source of this 1032-nucleotide messenger RNA. RefSeq lists its product as uncharacterized. Gene Ontology annotation, molecular function: dioxygenase activity. Bases 1 to 1032 code for a protein of 343 amino acids. The record is from RefSeq and is a predicted model, not a curated record. Lineage: Eukaryota; Evosea; Eumycetozoa; Dictyosteliales; Dictyosteliaceae. The transcript has a single exon.